CUUUAUAAAGGAAAAAAAAAUGGAACAACCAUCAGUCACUUAUUCUGCUACUCUAUCUAUUGACUACUUCGGUCAAACUCAUAACCGGGCCGAUCCGGAAACUUUAAAUUGUUCUUCUCAGUAUCAGGAAACGGACAUAUACUCCGAACAACAAGAACAAUGUCUCACAAAUGUAACCCAAACUCGAUCAUCAUAUGUGCCUCGAUAUAAUCGUUCUCUUCAAAAUCGUAAAAUACAACGAAAAAUAAGACAUGCGAAAAAUGCGAACACAUUGAAUUAUCUUAUACAGUUACCAAGACAAGUCACAAACAACCCAUUUGCAGAUCAAAUAUUUAAUGGGGCUGAUUUUUAUUAAGGAUGAUUGUUAUAUGUGUGAUCAGCACGGGCUUCUCCAUGAUCGUCAGCCAAUA
This is a messenger RNA of Rhizophagus irregularis DAOM 181602=DAOM 197198, 410 nucleotides long. RefSeq lists its product as uncharacterized. The record is from RefSeq and is a predicted model, not a curated record. NCBI's taxonomy places the organism in Eukaryota, Fungi, Glomeromycota, Glomeromycetes, Glomerales, Glomeraceae.